CCCAAGGUUAUCCAUCCCCGCCAUGCCCAUCUUCCAGGACAGCACCGGGCUCGCCACCAAGUUCUUCAUCCAGAAGGACAUCCCGCACGAGAUCCAGGCCGACGUCUGCGAGACCAUCGCUACACUCGGCGGCAGGGUGGAGGCGAAGGUGCCGCGCGCCGGGUACAUCCUCAUCCAGCCUGGGACCGCCGAGGAGGAACGCCUCCGUCUCUGCUGGGCGAGCCCCGACCGCCCCGACCGCUACUUCGUGCCCUACACCUUCGUCGAGGCGUGCAAGAUACAUGGCAUACUCUUGAAGCAGAUUUUCAUACACGACGGGCAGCCGAUAAGGAUGCACAUCGACUCCAGCAUCGCGAACGUCAACGUGCGGGCCACAUUGAGUGCGCGCAUCAUGCACUCCGGUGGCGAUCCCACCGCCUCCGCCCAGUCCGCACGCGUCAUCCUCGCCGACCCGAACACGGACAUCUUCCACCACCUCGUCAAGACGUACCAGGGCGAGUCCGACAAGUACGUCGAGUCCUACCUGUGGGUGAAACGGUGCAUCGAGAAGGGCCAGGUCAUCUACACCCCUGUGAUCUACAAGAACCCCGGCGGACGCCGGCCUGGCGAAGAGCGGACUCAGUUUUCGGACGACGAUGAGGAGCACCUGUGCGAUUGGAUCGCAGCCAAGAUUCCGUACAAAAAGACGGGCGGCAGGACGGGAAACAGGCUGUAUCAACAACUCUGCGAAAUGGCGAGCGACCCAGAGUACGCCUGGGUGACGCGGCACACCUGGCAGUCCUGGCGCGAACGCUACAAGAAGAACGCCGCGCGGCUCGACGCGAAGAUCUCCGAAAUCGUCGAGCAGAAGAAGCCCGCGCACGGCGCGAAGGGCCAGUACGGCUACGUCCGUGCGCCCGAGGAGAAGCCGCGGCGCAUCCGGAUCAAGAAGGGGUCGCCGAGCAGCUUCAACGCGGGCGGCAGCGGCGCGGCGGGGCCCUCGAGCGUGUCGUCGGACAUGCAGGAGCUGGAAAACUUCCCGCCCGUCCCGAUGCCCGUCGUCCCCGGCGUGCUCGCCGCCGUCCCCCACGGCCCUGGGCAGGGCUACAACGCCCAUAUGAACAUGAACAUGAACAUGCACAUGAACGGGAUGCACGGGAUGCCGGGGAUGAUGUACCCUGGGGGCCCACCGCCCGGGCCCCCGCCGAUGGGCAUGCAGGGCAACCCGCCGAUGGCGGCGCUGACCCCGGAGACGGCGCGCCAGCACGCGACGGAGGAAGAGAUGGAGGACGACGAGAGCGAGUGGCAGAUCCGCGUCGGCGACGCGAACGCGCCCCAGCCUGCGUGGGCGAAGCGGAAGCAGGAGGCGGAGGGCUCGGACCAUGGAGGGAGCAAGAGGCAGCGCACGAGCGGGAGUCCGCCACAGCAGCUAGAGCCCGGGCCUGCGCCGCCUGACGCGCUCGCCCAGCAGGCUGGAUCUGCUGCGCCGGCAGAGCAAGCUCAAGAUAUACCUGAGGGAGCACGAGUGGACUCGCCAUGCGUCGACCCGAGUCUGAGUGUGAACGACAUCGCACAUGAGUUCCGAUUCACACUGGAGGAAGUGGAGGAGUACUACGCGAAAUACCAGGACAUCGCUCGCACGAGAGCACGCUUCAGGAAGAUGCGAGACGUCCUUGCUGCUCUCGAAGACGACGACUAGUUCAAUUUUGCCUCUCAUAAGCGUACAUCCUGCCCCAGGCUUGCAAUUUCUUGAAUGUUGUUUGUUGUAUAUUACUGCAUAUUCCACAUAUAUCCGAACACUUUUGGUGGA
Fomitopsis serialis is the source of this 1789-nucleotide messenger RNA. RefSeq lists its product as uncharacterized. Gene Ontology annotation, molecular function: telomeric repeat DNA binding. Lineage: Eukaryota; Fungi; Basidiomycota; Agaricomycetes; Polyporales; Fomitopsidaceae. Gene Ontology annotation, cellular component: shelterin complex. The record is from RefSeq and is a predicted model, not a curated record. Gene Ontology annotation, biological process: telomere maintenance via telomere lengthening; regulation of DNA-templated transcription. The transcript is spliced from 7 exons. The coding region runs from base 23 to 1678 and encodes 551 amino acids.